GCUACGAGACACUAACGUUAAUUUCACCCGUUUCACGUAAAAUGGGGGCUUGUAUGGCAUUGUGCUCUGCAGCCAGCUGCGCUUCCUGUCUGUGUGGCUCAGCACCAUGCCUGCUGUGUGGCUGCUGUCCCUCCUCCAACAACUCCGCCAUCACUCGGCUGGUGUUCUCCUUCUUUUUGCUGCUGGGUACCAUGGUGUCCAUCAUCAUGAUCCUUCCUGGAAUGGAGACGGAGCUCCGUAAAAUCCCCGGAUUUUGCCAGGGAGGAAGUGCUAUACCUGGUUUUGAAAACCAGGUGAACUGUGAUGUCAUUCUGGGCUUCAAGUCUGUGUACCGCAUGUGCUUCGCCAUGACCUGCUUCUUCUUUCUCUUCUGGGCCAUCAUGAUUCGUGUCCGUAGCAGCAAAGACCCUCGUGCGGCUAUUCAAAAUGGGUUCUGGUUCUUUAAAUUUCUGAUCCUGAUUGGAAUUACAGUGGGAGCGUUUUACAUCCCUGAUGGAACAUUUCAUACGGUGUGGUUUUUCUUCGGAAUUGUGGGAUCCUUCAUCUUCAUUCUGAUCCAACUUAUUCUUCUCAUCGAUUUUGCCCACUCCUGGAAUAAGGCGUGGGUAGGAAAUGCUGAAGAGGGUGACAACAAAUGCUGGUUUGCAGGCCUGCUGUCUUUCACCUUCCUCAACUAUGCUCUAACUUUCACUGCUGUGGUGCUUUUCUACGUUUACUACACAAAGCCUGACGACUGCACAGAGCACAAGGUCUUCAUCAGCAUCAACCUCAUCCUCUGCGUCAUCAUUUCCAUCGUCUCCAUUCUGCCCAAGAUCCAGGAAGCUCAGCCACACUCCGGUUUGCUCCAGGCUUCACUCAUCUCCCUCUACACCAUGUAUGUCACUUGGUCCGCAAUGACCAACAAUCCAAAUCGAAAUUGUAACCCCAGCCUGUUGAGUCUAGUGACCAACGUCAACACCACUGAGCCAUCUGGUGACGGCACCCAAAGGCAGGUGCAGUUGUGGGACGCUCAGAGCAUUGUUGGCCUGAUCAUCUUCCUCUUCUGCACUCUCUACGCCAGUAUCCGUUCAUCCAGUAACACCCAGGUCAACAAGUUGAUGCAGACAGAGGAGGGUAGAGGGUCAGGUGGAGGGGGUGUGGUGGGAGAGGACGGCAUACUCAGGGCCGUGGACGACGAGGAGGACAGAGUCACUUACAGCUACUCUGUUUUCCACUUCCACCUCUGUUUGGCGUCUCUGUACAUCAUGAUGACUCUCACCAACUGGUACCAACCAGAGACCACCACCCAGGCCAUGCAGAGCAGUAUGCCAGCUGUGUGGGUGAAGAUGAGCUCCAGCUGGCUGGGCCUCGGAGUCUACCUCUGGACCCUCAUCGCCCCUCUCAUCUUCCCCAAUAGGGAUUUCAACUGAGUAUGCCUUGUCUUUUAGCUGCAUUUGGUUGUUUUGUUUAUUUCCCUGGGUAUCCCGCUGUGGGAAGGAUGCUGGGAAGGAUGCUAUGAAGGAAAGGGGAAGGAUGCUGUUAAGGAAAUGCAUUUUUUUUCUCCAAUUAAUUAUCCCGGAUUUGAUUGUUCUUUUGUUGUUUUACUUCUCUGUGUGAAUAUUUUGUGCAAUAAUCACAAAUUACUUGAAAAUAUAAAUGGAUUUAUUAGUUGUCCUCAUUGAUGAUGGUUUUGCCGUGAAGAUGUUGUGGGGUUUUUUGCCAAUGACUUUCCUUCAUAGGCAAAUCCCUACUUUCUGCCUGAUGUAGUCUGAACUUUCACAAAGACUCAACAACAAGGCACUUUCUCAAUGCCUCUGACUUCUCUGAUUGGCCAGGUCUGGAUACCCUGAUUAGCUGGACUCUCUUAGUGCUGAAGGCAACUAGGAGAAACCCUCCUUCGGAGCCCCAGAGUGAGUUGAGUGUGAGAAUUAGAUAAGACUAAUAUGACACGCCCUACAGAUCAUAGGGCUUCCCUUUAGCCGCCCGCCUGUAUGCAAAUCCACGUCAUUACACCUCAAGCCAGAGAUUCUUAAUAGACCAGUCAAAUCUCAGCCCUUCCUUGUCCACUCCAACAUAGGAUAUUUUAUCUCUGGUGCUACGCCUUUCCAUGUCUGGCUGUAUUUGGCCCUGUGGAGCCACAGGCAGCAACCUGUACCAGUAUAGUCUGUUUGAAGCAGGGAGACAUGUAUUGAUCCAGAGCAGUCCGUGCCAUGUGCAGCGCUACGCUUCAGGAGGCCUGUGCUCUCACAAAUCCCAUUAUUUCCAGAGUGUUGCAGCAAAGCGGGCUAUUGAGAUACGUUGAAACAAUUACUCUUGAAUCGUUACAAAACAAUGAUACAUUUCCGAAAUAAUGGAUUGCUCGUAAAUGGUUGCAGUUUAUGGUCGUGAUGGUGAUACAAUAAUUGCACGCAUGUUAUAUUAGUUACCUUACUUUCAAUAGGUUUAAAUAAGACCGGUAUUGUUGGUACUUUACUUUUUUUGUUGGUACAAUACUGAGGGUUUGUUUCAGUUGUGUUAUUUUCAAACAUUUCAAUGCCCACACAGGAAUUGGAUGUCCUGUCCGGCUGCAUAAUGAGUAUUAUGAAUAGAGUUUUUCAAAGUGUUGGGAUGAAUUUUUGUCUUUUGACAUUUGACUGUUUUACCUUUUAGAACAAAAAGCGGUUUCGGUACACAGACCUUCAUCGGGUACUUUACAAAACAAUGAGAGAGCAUGUCCUAAAUAGGUUGGUAGACCAAUCAGGUCACAAAAUGACAUCAAUAAAGAAUACUAAUCAUCUAAAGUUAACGUUGACAUUAAAUAUCUCUGAAUACAAGUGAAGAAGACUGUGUGCAGGAGUUUUUUGGUUUUAUAUUGUCGAUUGUAUACUAUACUGUAUUCUCUUACACACCUGUUGACCUGCAAGUGUGCGAAAGCUUUCUCUAUUUAGAUCAUAACCUUUAUGAUUUCAAAAAAAACAUGCCUUAUUGUAGUGCUGCAUUUCAACAAUAUGAAAACACGAAUGCUGACGUGUGUUUAUUACGCCUCGCCACUAAGGCAUGGGCUUAUGACAUGAAUUAAUAUUGUAAUUAAUGUAUAAAUGCUGUUCUUAAUAAAGAUAAUAUAGAAAUAUA
Molecule: messenger RNA, 3090 nt
Organism: Pseudoliparis swirei
Lineage: Eukaryota; Metazoa; Chordata; Actinopteri; Perciformes; Liparidae
Gene: serinc2l
Product: serine incorporator 2, like
Exons: 10
Coding region: 42-1409 (455 amino acids)
Cellular component (GO): membrane
Source: RefSeq, a predicted model, not a curated record